Messenger RNA from Symsagittifera roscoffensis, 630 nucleotides. RefSeq names its product tachykinin-like peptides receptor 86C. Gene Ontology annotation, molecular function: neuropeptide receptor activity. Gene Ontology annotation, cellular component: plasma membrane. Lineage: Eukaryota; Metazoa; Xenacoelomorpha; Acoela; Convolutidae. Gene Ontology annotation, biological process: neuropeptide signaling pathway. The record is from RefSeq and is a predicted model, not a curated record.
AUCAAGAACAAAAAAGAAAAUCAAGCGGCACAAACACUUGCAGCCAAUGAUGCGACUGCACUGAUUAGUCGAAACAAAAAGGGGGGCAACAAUAUUCACGACAACAGCAAGAAUGUGACCAGCAAUGUCAACCACAGUAUGACCUGUAAUGGUACAAAAGGGAUCAUUAGUGGGGUUCCCAGCGAAAUGAACAGAAAAAUGACCUUGACUACCCCAAUCAAGGUCAAUUCUAAAAGUGAUGCAGACAACUCAGGCCGUGAUGGAAAAGUUUCGAUGACAGCCGCAACCAACAUUGGAGAAGAAUCAACUUUCGCCGAACCAGCAAAAGAUUCGAUUUUUCAGCGAUUGUCGGAAAAAGACCAGGACAACGAAAAUGGCGAAGAACACUUCGUCAAAGUUCAAAAAGACGUUCUCGAAAGCAUUUCAGAAAAAAAUGGUAUCGAGUUAAAACAAGACAAUUGCGAAAGUUCUUUGUGAUAUCUGUGUACGCUUCACUUAAAAGUUGUUGUAUAUAUGGCGUAUGUACGAGCAAAGCAGAAUACUUAAUUUUGCAGGCGCUUAAAUUUCUUUCUUCUAUUAUAUCUACUUUGUCGUUUGAUGUUAAAUACGAACAGCUUCAACGAGGAUUGC